Chrysochloris asiatica (Cape golden mole) is the source of this 1514-nucleotide messenger RNA. RefSeq names its product syntaxin 12 (gene STX12). Gene Ontology annotation, cellular component: synaptic vesicle; endomembrane system; synaptic vesicle membrane. The record is from RefSeq and is a predicted model, not a curated record. The transcript is spliced from 9 exons. Gene Ontology annotation, molecular function: SNAP receptor activity; SNARE binding. NCBI's taxonomy places the organism in Eukaryota, Metazoa, Chordata, Mammalia, Afrosoricida, Chrysochloridae. Gene Ontology annotation, biological process: vesicle fusion; intracellular protein transport; vesicle-mediated transport. Bases 63 to 887 code for a protein of 274 amino acids.
UUGUGUGGCAGCUGCUUCCGGCUGGAGCUCAGUGCAGCACGAACGGGUCUCAGCUCCUUGUCAUGUCCUACGGUCCCUUAGACAUGUACCGGAACCCAGGGCCCGCAGGGCCUCAGCUCCGGGACUUCAACAGCAUUAUCCAGACAUGCAGUGGCAACAUCCAACGGAUCAGCCAAGCCACUGCUCAGAUAAAGAAUUUGAUGAGCCAACUAGGAACUAAACAGGACUCAAGCAAACUACAGGAAAAUCUACAACAGUUACAACACUCUACAAAUCAGCUUGCCAAGGAAACAAAUGAAUUGCUGAAGGAGUUAGGGUCCUUGCCCCUUCCCUUAUCUACUUCAGAACAGCGCCAGCAGAAACUUCAGAAGGAACGCCUCAUGAAUGACUUCUCUGCAGCCUUAAACAGUUUCCAGGUUGUGCAGAGAAAGGUAUCUGAAAAGGAAAAGGAGAGUAUUGCCAGAGCCAGAGCUGGAUCUCGCCUAUCUGCAGAGGAGAGGCAAAGAGAAGAACAGCUGGUCUCAUUUGACAGCCAUGAAGACUGGAACCAGAUGCAAAGCCAGGAGGAUGAAGUAGCCAUCACUGAGCAGGAUUUGGAACUUAUUAAAGAAAGAGAAACAGCAAUUCGGCAGCUGGAGGCUGACAUUUUGGAUGUCAACCAGAUAUUUAAAGAUUUGGCUGUGAUGAUCCAUGACCAAGGUGAUCUGAUUGAUAGCAUAGAAGCCAAUGUGGAAAGCUCAGAGGUGCAUGUUGAAAGAGCCACUGAUCAGUUACAGCGUGCUGCUUACUAUCAGAAAAAAUCUCGCAAGAAGAUCUGUAUCCUGGUGCUUGUGCUGUCAGUGGUUCUUUUAGUCGUGGGAUUUAUUAUCUGGGUAGCUAAUAAAUGACGUGAGUGCCCCAGAGCCUCCUUCCGCUCAGCUGCUUUCCAGGGCAAGGGCUUGUUGGAGUCUUGCCAGAACAAACUGAUCACAAGAAACGAGCUGACACCGGACUGUCCUGUAAUAAUUUAGUUAGAAACUAACUACUAACUAGUCCUUGGAAUUAGUGACCUGUGGAGACAGUAUUUAUCAAUUUAUGUAUACAUCUUAUGGAUUUCUCAAAUUAGGAAGUAACAUAUAUGGAUUUUGCUUUCUCUUGUAUUUUUAUUGCCCUUUGUCCCAAGUAUAUACUGAAGAUUCCAUUCUAGAUGCUCUUGUUUUCACAGGUGACACUACAGUCUCGUAAUAUUGUCUUUUAUGUGCAUACCACGAUUUACCUUUUUAUUAGCAGCUAAAUAGAAUUACAUUUUGGUGCCCUGCAUAUUGGAGUCUGUCAGAAACUGUAUAAAUAAGUCAACAAUUUUUAUUAUUUAAUAUUUGGAUUUGAAUUUCUUAGAAGUCUAUUCUCUAUCUGCUUUGAAAAAUGUUGGCACUGUAUUGAACUGUAAAGUAAAAAUUGCCUAUGUGAUCCGGAUUAAAUGAAAAGGAUCUAUUUGAGCUUGGGGUACAUGUUACUAAGUUGGGCUUAAAGUUCAC